Eucalyptus grandis is the source of this 1497-nucleotide messenger RNA. Its product is annotated as RHOMBOID-like protein 2. Lineage: Eukaryota; Viridiplantae; Streptophyta; Magnoliopsida; Myrtales; Myrtaceae. Bases 245 to 1246 code for a protein of 333 amino acids. The record is from RefSeq and is a predicted model, not a curated record. Gene Ontology annotation, biological process: proteolysis. Gene Ontology annotation, cellular component: membrane. The transcript has 5 exons. Gene Ontology annotation, molecular function: serine-type endopeptidase activity.
GCCGUCGCGAGACCAGUGCUCCGCUUUUUCCAGUUCGUGGUCGCUUCGUUGCGUAACCGCAAGCAGUUUCCGACGACCAAACCUGUAAAAACUCUCCCUUUCUCUCUCCUCGCGAAACUUCCUACUCCAAUAAAUCACUUCACCAACUCCAUCAAAACUCGUGUAGAGAGAGAGAGAGAGAGAGAGAGGGAGAGAGACGAGGCACUGCUCGAUCAACUGAGAAUUCGCGGCUUGGCGAAAGAGGAUGGCGGGUGUGGAUGUCGAGAACAGGGGAGGAGGGCCGGUGAAGAACGGAUCGAGGGGCGGCGGCGGCGGCGGCAACUAUUACUCCUCGUCGUCGACGUCGUUCGUGGUCGACGACGGCGAGACGCAGUGGACGUCGUGGCUGGUGCCCAUGGUCGUGGUCGCCAACAUCGCGCUGUUCGUGGUGAUGAUGUACGUGAACGACUGCCCCAAGCACAACCGCGCCGGGCCCUGCGUGGCCAAGUUCCUUGGGAGGUUCUCGUUCGAGCCUCUCAGGCUGAACCCUCUCUUCGGCCCUUCUAAUUCCACAUUAAUCAAGCUUGGAGCUCUGGACUGGCAUAGAGUUGUGCAUCGGCAUCAAGGAUGGAGGCUUGUCACCUGCAUCUGGUUGCAUGCGGGCGUCAUUCAUCUCGCCGUGAACAUGUUGUGCCUGAUACUCAUUGGAGUCCGCCUUGAGCAGCAAUUUGGGUUUGUGCGCAUCGGAAUUGUUUUUCUUUUAUCAGGAUUUGGUGGAAGUGUGCUUUCUGCUGUGUUUAAUCCAAAUUACAUAACCGUUGGUGCCUCUGGUGCUCUUUUCGGGCUGCUUGGGGCUAUGCUGUCGGAACUUUUUACCAACUGGACUCUUUACACAAAUAAGGCUGCAGCAUUGGUCACUCUGGCAUUUGUGAUUGCUGUUAACAUUGCUCUUGGGAUUUUGCCACAUGUCAAUAAUUUAGCUAAUAUCGGUGGCUUCUUGACGGGGUUCCUUCUCGGCUUUAUUUUGCUCCCCCGUCCUCAAUUAGCAUGGUUGGACCGUCGCAAUCUUCCAGCUGAUGUUCCUGUCAAAUCCAAGUACAGAGCCUAUCAGUAUGUGUUAUGGGUAGCUUCCUUGCUGCUGCUACUUGCAGGAUUCACCGUAGGGCUGGUGAUGCUCUUUCGAGGAAAGAACGUUAAUGACCAUUGCCACUGGUGUCACUAUCUGAGCUGUGUGCCCACCGAUAGCUGGACUUGUAAUGGAAAAUAAAUUCCCGAGGGUGAUGGCCACUCCUGAUAUGUAUGUACAUCGGGCAUUUUUAUUCAAGGGUAGUUCAACUUUGCUUCAUACGACCUAUUUAUAGGGCAACAUGUAGUAUGUAUAUGUGCCUGGUGUUGCUCUCCAGUGGGACUGUACAUGCAGGAUUAUAUUCCUUUCGUAAUCUUUUGUAUAUCUCGCCAUAAUUGCCGACACAGACUGCCUAGUUGAGCUUAAUGCAGUUUCUUAGUUUUCUUGUACCC